This is a messenger RNA of Endocarpon pusillum Z07020, 2250 nucleotides long. RefSeq lists its product as uncharacterized. Bases 1 to 2250 code for a protein of 749 amino acids. The record is from RefSeq and is a predicted model, not a curated record. NCBI's taxonomy places the organism in Eukaryota, Fungi, Ascomycota, Eurotiomycetes, Verrucariales, Verrucariaceae. The transcript is spliced from 5 exons.
AUGGCCGCCAGGAAAUCGGGCACCUCGAAUAAGAUGGGUGGAGGCAAGAAGGAAAACACGGUUCCGACUCCAGCGACCGUAGCCAAGGAUCAAGUAAAGCAUCAUUCCAAGUCACAGUACACGGGUGCUCCACCCCCUCGCAAUAUACAGCAACCGAGGAUCUCCACAACGAUACCACCGAGCCGGCAACCCACCUUCGCAGAUCCCAAUAGUGCAAGCUUGCACGGCGCCUUCAAUUCUCCACAUCUGAGCGGUGGAGGUCAACCCCACCAGCAAUCGCCUUACGGAGGAGCAUCGCAAGAUCCUAGCUACUACGCAUCGCAUCCCAGUCCUCAUUCCACGGCCAGCGCAUCUGGUCACUAUCCUACAGCAGGUUCCGAACAAAUGGCGGCAACCGCGCACAUGCAGCGUCCUUAUCCACCCAUUUAUCACACGCCUCAAUCGAAUUCACCGGCCUCGGUAGCUUCUCCUCAGACACACGACCAGCACGGGAGAAGCAUGUAUGGACAGCCUCCUCCACAGCUAACCCAACCAAUUCAGCCAAUGUAUGCCUAUCCACAGUACUCACCGAUGAGCCAAGUACACACUUCACAAUAUGCUCCGCACUCAGGGCAGCAGCCUCACCACCCUAUGCCGCAUCACUCAAUGAUGCAACAUCCAUCUAGCAAUGCCACAAUCCCACAGCAACAGCCGAUGGGCCAGCCAGGUGGAAUGACCAGCAGUAGCCCUCGCUUGAGGGUGGAUCCAAUGCAGCACCAGCAGCAACCACAGCAACAGAUUCAGCACCACCAGCAGCAGCAGCAGCAGCAGCCCCAGCAGCCGCCCCAGCAACCACCUCAGCAGGCAACGCCAAGGAUGAUGCAGCAGCACACUCCAACCCAGCCAUCUUCUAUUGCUGCCAACAAUGUGAAUCUCGGGCAGACAGCACCGCCUGCGAUCAAUCCCAGCGCUGCUCCUGGACCCAUCCCGGCCACUACACCUUUGGUUGUAAGGCAGGACGGUAAUGGCGUGCAGUGGAUUGCAUUCGAGUAUUCACGAGACAGAGUCAAAAGCGAGUACACUAUUCGAUGCGACGUAGAAUCGGUCAACGUGGAUUCGCUCAGCGCCGAAUUCAAGAACGAGAACUGUGUCUAUCCCCGGGCUUGUUGUGGAAAGGAGAAUUACAAAGGGAAUCGGCUUAACUACGAAACCGAAUGCAAUGCGGUUGGUUGGGCUCUUGCAGAAUUAAACACGUGCCUCAGGGGGAAACGUGGACUGAUACAGCGGGCGGUGGACAGUUGGCGUAACAGCAAUCAAGACCCCCGAUUACGGAGUAGAAGGGUUAGGAGACAGGCCAAGGUCCAGCACAGGAACAAGACCGCUCAACAGGCAGGUCAAAUGGCAGGUCCUAGUCCUACGGGAGUGGCUGGAGUCACCGCUGGCAUGGGUACAACAGGGAUCAGAGCGCCCACUUCGGCCAUGGGCUCUAUGGGAGCCCCCCAACUGCAACACCACCACCACGCGCGUCCUGAGAUGUCGGCGUCGGGUCAGCAGGAUUCCAGUGCUGAAGUCGAUUACUCGUCCGCCUCUGGCUCCGCAUCGGCACCUCGACAACAGUCUGCUCAGAGUCACCCGAUUUCGACCCCGACCGACCUUCGAACCGGGCAAGUCUUUGCAGGGUACCCCGCCUAUCCUCCCACGUCUGCAGGUGGUUCGUCGAUGGCACCGUCCAGCUACAACCCGAUGGAUGCCCUCGGUCGUCCAGGCGGGCCCGGAACUAUGAUUUCUGCUCCAACCAGCGGUGUGCGAGAAACGCCCAAUGCACUCGGCGAUUUCCUGCCCGAAUCUAGAAAGCGAAAGAUCGAAGAAGUGGACAGCCAGCAGACAGGCGAGCGUCUUCGCCUUGGAAUGCAGUUCAACCACGAAGGCGGCGGCGGCGGCAGCAGCAUCUCGCCCACUUCCUACCGAACGUACGCCGACUUUCCUCGCUCCUCCUAUCCUUCGCAGAUGCCAGCUCCUGCAACGGCAGGACAGCUCUGUCACAAGGACCCUCUGGAUGAGGAGAACCCGUCGACGCUUGUGCGGACAGUACUUGAGGAGCGACAGCUCGAGCACACGAUGGACGACCAUACUUCAUUCUCUCUGGGGGAUCGUGCCGAAGGGAAGAAGAACUCCAGGAGUUAUGCUUGUCGAUCAACUCGAAAUCGAAUGAGACAGCUGCGGCAUGACCCAGACCAGCCCCAAUUCAUUGGCGUGAUUGAGCAAACCUGA